CGUCUGAUACCCCUCUUUGGCGCCUUCCUCAGGGCCAGCCUGCCAAAUAAUUUAUUGCGAGGCACAGCGGUACACAAUUAUUUUACAUCCCGUGUUUCUCAACGGUCGAGUCUUGAGCUUGGCCUGACCUCACCGACAUCCAUACCUACAUAAACAAGGUGACUCUGCUGGCACAACAACAACAUCAACAGCUUUCAUCAUCUGUCUUCCAGGUGGUUGCCACGUCUGAAAACAGCUUGACAAGAGACCAUCCCCAACGCUAGUGUUGCACCCUGUCUGCCCCACCACUCGAGCGACCGCCCAGUGAUCCGAGUCCACUCCCGUUUCCUCUCGCACGGUAACCUCCCCCAGCGCCAGAGUGCCACCGCUCGACCCGACCCUUUGUCUUGUCCCGAGAAAAAGCAAAGCUCCUUUUUCAUCUGCGACCCCUUUUUGCGAAAACACCAUCCGGCACCUUCCUGUCGACAGUCUCUAGGAAAACCAGCAGUUGAUCUGCCAGAGUCUACCGCCAGCAAGCCAGAGCGAGCAGAGCAGCCCUGCCGAGUUGGGUGCGCCCCCUAUCUUCGAUCGCCGAACCCGAACCCUUACUGUCCAUCCAUCACGACAUCUUGACAACACACACGCGCCGCCACGAUGGAUAACCAAGGUAACCGUCUCUACCUGAACUUCGGGAACAAUAACAACAACAACAACACCGAUCGCCUCGCCGCCUCCGAUCGCACGCAGUAUCCCACCACUCCCUCCACCUUCCCCCAGCCCGUCUUCCCAACCGGCCCCUCUGGUCAGGCGCCGACCCCCCAGCAGGCCCAGCAAGGUUACCCGCAAGGCUAUGCUUCCAACAGCUACUACAAUCCUAACCAUAACGAUCCCAACGCUGGACUGGCCCAUCAAUUUGCCCACCAGAACCUAGGCGGUGCCGGCAGACCCCAGAACUACAGUGCCCGUGGUCCUUCUCCAGGACAGCGCCCCCGUACGGCUAACAGCCAGGGCCAGCAGCCUGGCUACGGCAGCUACUUGAACGCGCCUCCGAUGCCUUCGCAGAACUCUGGGCUUGAGUUUGCCCCCGCCCCCGAGCGGAACCCGGACAAAUACGGCCCCAAUGCCAACAACAACCAGAAGAAGUGCUCCCAAUUGGCCUCGGAUUUCUUCAAGGACAGUGUCAAGCGGGCUCGUGAGCGGAACCAAAGACAAAGCGAGAUGGAACAGAAGCUGAACGAGACCACGGAUCCCCGCCGCCGGGAAUCCAUAUGGGCGACUGGAGGCAGAAAGGAGGGCCAGUACCUCCGCUUCCUCCGAACCAAGGACAAGCCCGAGAACUAUAACACCAUCAAGAUUAUCGGCAAGGGUGCUUUCGGUGAGGUGAAGCUGGUUCAGAAGAAGUCGGACGGCAAGGUUUAUGCCAUGAAGAGCUUGAUCAAGACGGAAAUGUUCAAGAAGGACCAGCUUGCGCACGUUCGCGCCGAGCGUGAUAUUCUUGCCGAAUCAGACAGUCCCUGGGUCGUCAAGCUCUACACGACCUUUCAAGAUGCCAACUUCCUCUACAUGCUCAUGGAGUUCUUGCCCGGUGGCGAUCUCAUGACCAUGUUGAUCAAGUACGAAAUCUUUUCCGAGGAUAUCACACGGUUCUACAUUGCCGAGAUUGUGUUGGCUAUUGAGGCUGUCCAUAAGUUGGGCUUCAUUCACAGAGAUAUCAAGCCAGACAACAUUCUCCUCGACAGGGGCGGUCACGUCAAGCUGACGGAUUUCGGUCUAUCGACUGGUUUCCACAAGCUCCACGACAACAACUACUAUGCGCAGCUUCUGACGGGCAAGUCCAACAAGCCUCGCGACAACAGAAACUCGAUUGCCAUUGACCAGAUUAACUUGACGGUCAGCAACCGCUCCCAGAUCAAUGACUGGAGGCGGUCGAGGAGACUGAUGGCGUACUCCACUGUUGGUACUCCCGAUUACAUUGCCCCUGAAAUCUUCACGGGUAAUGGUUACUCUUUCGACUGCGAUUGGUGGUCCCUAGGUACCAUCAUGUUCGAGUGCUUGAUUGGGUGGCCCCCUUUCUGUGCCGAGGAUAGUCAUGACACAUACCGCAAGAUUGUCAACUGGAGACAGUCGCUGUACUUCCCCGACGACAUUCAGCUCAAGCCUGAUGCUGAGAACCUGAUCAGAAGCUUGAUCUGCAACACCGAGAACCGUCUGGGCCGGGGUGGGUCUGAUGAGAUCAAGCGUCACCCCUUCUUCUAUGGUGUUGAGUUUGAGAGCUUGCGCAGGAUUAGGGCGCCUUUCGAGCCCCGCCUCACCUCCAACAUUGAUACCACCUAUUUCCCCACGGACGAGAUCGACCAGACCGACAACGCCACGUUGAUCAAGGCUGCCCAGGCCGCUAGAGGCGCCGCGGCCAGCCAACAGCAGGAGGAAAGCCCAGAGAUGAGCUUACCAUUCAUUGGAUACACGUUCAAGCGGUUCGAUAACAACUUCCGGUGAUUGGGGAAUUCUGGUGUCUAGUUGGGAAAGUGUAUUCUGAGGUAGGGCAUAAUUCUUGCUCGCAGAGAAGAAGAGCUUUAGUUGGUGAUGCAAAUCUACAAUCAGUUAACUCGAUGGGGGAAAAAAAAGAGGAGGUUGGGUUUGCCUUGCUUUUGUGAUCAUCGAAAAAAGAGGAAAGAGACUUGUUGGCUCUGAUGUACGCUUUGAACUGCAUGUCUGUUUAUUGUUGUGUACAUAGUUGCAUAUCUACGCAAGCUGGGGGGUUUGAGAGGGGGGAUGUAGGCAUGUUACAGACAGCUGUCAUGGGAUCAUCUCGAAGAGAUGGAUGUCUGUAGCUGAGCAAUCCCAUUGCCUGUGCAGGCAAGCCCUUGGCAGUGAUGAAUGUACAAAGUCGAAUUGUCCAUGAAUUGCAGUCUCAUUAUGAAGGGUAUCUAUCAUUAAC
This is a messenger RNA of Podospora pseudopauciseta, 2917 nucleotides long. RefSeq names its product Serine/threonine-protein kinase (gene CBK1). The record is from RefSeq and is a predicted model, not a curated record. Bases 634 to 2475 code for a protein of 613 amino acids. NCBI's taxonomy places the organism in Eukaryota, Fungi, Ascomycota, Sordariomycetes, Sordariales, Podosporaceae. Gene Ontology annotation, molecular function: protein serine/threonine kinase activity; ATP binding. The transcript is spliced from 5 exons. Gene Ontology annotation, biological process: peptidyl-serine phosphorylation; intracellular signal transduction.